CUGUCCUCUUCCGGCUGCCGUCGCCGGUCCGGGUUGGGCCAGUGAACUAUAGCAGUCCGACCACUUUACAAUUACCGUCAGCAAGCUAUCUCUUUAGCAAGUCACAAAAAUGGCGAACGUGGUGCUGGAGUUUAAGGCUUCUGCCGGUGACUCCGAGCCACAAAGUCGCCCUGUCCUGAUUAUCGGCCAGCAGGCCAACCUGCAGCAAGUCAGCUGGGGCCAAAUCAAAGGAAAACUGCAGCCAGUCGUUAGCAAGGAGAUCUGGCAGGCAGCUCUCAGUGCUUUGAACCCAAACCCCACGGACAGCUGCCCCCUGUACCUCAACCAUGCUGCGGUGGCCGCGCUUCCGUCACGGGUCAGCAGGCACAACAGCCCAUCUUCUGCCCACUUCUUGUCCCGUCUGGUCCGUUCCUGCUUGCCUGGGGGCAACAACCGCUGCAUUGUGAUGGUGUGUGAGCGUUCAGAUGUGUUUGCAUCCUCCUGUGCCAUCUCUAGGGCCUUCCCCAUCUUCUCUCGUCGCUCUACGUCCUUACGCAGGGCUGAGAAGAAGCACAUCACUGUGGAGUUUGUGAUCGUAGGGCAAGACAGCAGUUCUCUGGAUGUCGCAGAACUUGAGUGUCUCUCUAAUGCUGCUCAUGGAGUGCGGCUGGCAGCUCGCAUUGUGGACACGCCAUGCAAUGAGAUGAAUACAGAUCACUUCUUAGAUGAGAUCAAGGCUGUGGGAACUGAACUUGGAAUUACUCCUGUCAUUAUUCGUGGAGAGGAAUUGAAACAAAGAGGGUUUGGAGGUAUCUAUGGAGUUGGGAAGGCAGCAGAGAACCCUCCUGCAUUAGCAGUCUUAAGCCACACACCAGAUGGUGCGACCCAAACUAUUGCAUGGGUGGGCAAGGGCAUUGUGUAUGACACUGGUGGACUCAGCAUCAAGGGAAAGACCACAAUGCCAGGGAUGAAGAGAGACUGUGGUGGAGCUGCAGCUAUUUUGGGAGCUUUCAGAGCCACUAUUAAACAGGGCUUUAAAGAUAACCUCCAUGCAGUGUUUUGCCUCGCAGAGAACGCAGUUGGACCCACAGCCACACGACCUGAUGAUAUCCACACUCUCUACUCUGGAAAGACAGUGGAGAUCAACAACACUGAUGCAGAGGGCAGGCUGGUGCUGGCUGAUGGGGUGGUGUACGCCAGCAAAGACCUGUCAGCUGAUAUUAUUCUGGAUAUGGCCACCCUGACAGGGGCACAGGGGAUCUCCACAGGGAAGCACCAUGCAGCUGUGAUGACUAACAGUGAGCAGUGGGAGGUUGCCUGUGUGCGUGCAGGCCGCAGCAGUGGAGAUCUCGCUCACCCCCUGGUUUAUUGCCCUGAGCUGCACUUCAGCGAGUUCACCUCUGCCAUGGCUGACAUGAAGAACUCUGUGGCGGAUCGAGAGAACGCCCAGAGCUCCUGCGCCGGCCUCUUUAUUGGUUCCCACUUGGGCUUUGAUUGGCCUGGUGUCUGGGUCCAUGUUGACAUCGCCUCUCCUGUUCAUGCUGGGGAGCGUGCCACAGGGUUUGGCGUUGCCCUGCUAAUGGCCCUGUUUGGUCAGGCAUCAGAUGACUCCAUGUUGAACCAAGUGUCUCCUCUGGGUGCAGCCACCAACAUGUCUGAAGACCAGAUGGAGCGUGACUGCAAAAGACGAAGACUGGUGUAGAGCACACAGAACAGUCUACUCCCUGACUCUGACUGCUCUGCUGCCACCACACACCCAAACUGUUGAAGCAAGUGCUCAUCCAUUUAGACAUAAAACAUUAAGCUGUGAUUCCACUUCCUGUGUUUGAUGAAAUUUCACAUGCUGAAUAAAUCAGAUAAUCAUCAGUAAUCCAGAUGUGUUAUAUAUGACGAUGAUAAAACACUGGCCCUCAUUUGUCCUCAUGACCCGGCACUUAAUGCACUGAUCACCUCCAUAUCAUCUCAAUUUUUCAGUUGCUCUUGACGAAAAUGUGUUGAUUAUUAUAAAAGCUGAAAAAGCAGGUGGUUUAUAUCCAUGACCAAUUCAUUCAGGUUUUCACAACUGGCCAAUUGUGAUUUUUUUUUUUUUUUCCAGCAGUGAUUCUGUGUAAUUCAUAUUUUACAUUUAAGGUUUUACCUCCUGAAACAUUAACCUUGUUUUCAGAUACCCACCUCAUCAGCAGGCAUUGUUAUAUGUUGAUACUUUAAGCAAAUUGAAGAUUACACCAUACAUGUUGUGUUAGAUGUUGUGAGAAAUACUGGAUCUGAAACAGUAAAGCUAGAUAUUCCUUUUUCUUUUUUUUUUGGUAACCACUGCACUUUGUAUUCAUCCUGUGACCAGUUGGGCCAUGUUAUCUCUGGACCAAACGGAGGACUGAGUGCUGGCUGCAGUUUCACAUUAGUGUCAAAUUAUUAAUGACAAGCAUUACCACAUGUGCUUUGUCAGCAAAAAAUACACAUACAAGAAGUCAACUGUAAGUAUUAGACAGAUUCCAGCACAAGUGUGAUGUUUUUCCACCCUUGUGACAGUCAUGUUCUCCUUCAAUAAAGGCAGUGCCAUCUGA
Molecule: messenger RNA, 2543 nt
Organism: Seriola aureovittata
Lineage: Eukaryota; Metazoa; Chordata; Actinopteri; Carangiformes; Carangidae
Gene: npepl1
Product: aminopeptidase like 1
Exons: 12
Coding region: 110-1681 (523 amino acids)
Biological process (GO): proteolysis
Cellular component (GO): cytoplasm
Molecular function (GO): manganese ion binding; metalloaminopeptidase activity
Source: RefSeq, a predicted model, not a curated record